GUUCUUAUGCAGCAAAAAACCAAAAAUACUGAACGAAGUGUUUUGAAGUAAAUUUUUAGGUUUUAGUUUAAACUUUACACUUAAACAUGGCUUUGGAUUUUUUAUUUGGCAAGAGGAAGACACCCGAGGAAAUGUUAAAACAGAACCAACGGGCUCUUAACCGUGCUAUGAGGGAUUUGGAUAGGGAAAGAUCGAAACUAGAGGCUCAGGAAAAAAAGAUUAUUGCGGAUAUAAAAAAGAUGGCCAAACAAGGACAAAUGGAUGCUGUAAAAAUAAUGGCAAAAGACCUGGUUAGAACAAGAAAAUAUGUUAAAAAAUUCAUGUUAAUGAGAACAAAUAUACAAGCAGUUUCACUAAGGAUACAGACACUACGUUCGUCUAAUCAAAUGGCUCAGGCAAUGAAAGGAGUAGCAAAGGCCAUGGGCACAAUGAAUAAGCAGUUAAAAUUGCCACAAAUACAAAAGAUUAUGAUGGACUUUGAAAGACAGUCUGAAAUUAUGGACAUGAAAGAAGAGAUGAUGAACGAUGCACUUGAUGAUGCUCUUGGAGAUGAAGAUGAUGAAGAAGAGAGCGAUGCAAUUGUCACUCAAGUUUUGGAUGAGCUUGGUCUACAGUUAAAUGAAGAGUUGACAGGAUUACCUCAAACCGGACCUAACCUGGCAACAACCAGUAAAGCCAAGGAACCAGUUGCAGCUGAUGCAGAUGCAGACUUACAAGCAAGGCUUGAAAACCUUCGUCGAGAGUAAGCCAUUAUCCCCACUAACUCAAAAAGAAAUAUCAACACCAUGUAUUAUACAGUAAGAUUUGGUCAGGAUGUGAUAAAAAUCACCCUGACAAAAUUAUGUAUAUUGUAUAUAGUUCUUUGAUGAAUUAUCUCAGUUGUUCAAUUUUAUAUUAAAGGCCACAGAAAUCUUGAUAACUUUUCAAUUUUUAAUGCAUUGGAUUGAGACAAUGAAUUUAUUAGGUUAGAAAAUC
Dendronephthya gigantea is the source of this 975-nucleotide messenger RNA. RefSeq names its product charged multivesicular body protein 2a-like. Bases 87 to 746 code for a protein of 219 amino acids. The transcript has 9 exons. Gene Ontology annotation, cellular component: ESCRT III complex; multivesicular body. The record is from RefSeq and is a predicted model, not a curated record. Lineage: Eukaryota; Metazoa; Cnidaria; Anthozoa; Malacalcyonacea; Nephtheidae. Gene Ontology annotation, biological process: late endosome to vacuole transport; protein transport; endosome transport via multivesicular body sorting pathway.